Messenger RNA from Leptidea sinapis, 933 nucleotides. RefSeq names its product mitochondrial import inner membrane translocase subunit Tim21. Gene Ontology annotation, cellular component: TIM23 mitochondrial import inner membrane translocase complex. Lineage: Eukaryota; Metazoa; Arthropoda; Insecta; Lepidoptera; Pieridae. Bases 120 to 821 code for a protein of 233 amino acids. Gene Ontology annotation, biological process: protein import into mitochondrial matrix. The record is from RefSeq and is a predicted model, not a curated record. The transcript has 3 exons.
UAAAGAUGACAGAUAUAAAUAGAUGCUAUUGUGGGAUUGAAAAAAAAUAUCUUCAUUUAAAUGCUUUAGUAAAUUAUUAAAUUAAUUUCUUAUAGUUAAUAAAAUAUAAAUAGACAGUCAUGAGUACAAUAACGAAGGUUUUAACUAUUCUAAGAAGUACUAAAAAGUUUGAUGCUUUCAAUGACUUUGGUUUACGUUUAUCUGGAACAGGAACCACUUUGCCCAGAAUUUCAAUGAUACGUUGUUAUAGUUCGAAAGAGAGUGGUAUAGCAAAAAGUGAAGCCAACGGACAUAGUGAAGUGUCUAGAGAUGUAAAACCUAUUGGGGAGAAAAUAAAAGAGACCACGAAAACAGUAUCAUAUACUGGGAUAAUAUUAGUUGGGGUUGGAGUGACCGGCGUUAUUUUUUAUUACGUAUUUAGAGAAUUAUUUUCUAGCAACAGCCCCAAUAGUAUAUAUUCGGAAGCACUUGAAAAGUGCAAAAAUGAUCCAAGAAUUGAAGAUGCAUUAGGUGCUCCUAUCAAAGGUUAUGGUGAGGAAACAUCAAGGAGAAGAAGAACUCAUGUUAGUCAUGCAAUAUAUGAAAAGGAUGGAAUUAAUCACAUGAGAAUGAGGUUCUACAUUCAAGGAGUUAGAAACAAAGGUGUUGUUGAACUUGAUAUGAAACAGAAUGAAAAUGGGAAAUAUAUGUGCAGAUACCUGCUUGUAGUCCUAGACGACUACAGUGGAAAAACAUUUAUUAUUGAAGAUAAUAGAGCGGAACUUGAUGCCACACCAGAACAAUUUGAAAGACAACUACCUACGCUUACAUUGACACAAUGAUGUUGAUAAUUAUGAUGUGUAGAUAUUGUAGAUACUCUUUUAUAAGCAUAGAAAUGUAAUUGUAUUAAAAAUCCAUACAUUAUUAAGACUUUCAACGAACAUCAAUAACAUA